Megalobrama amblycephala (Wuchang bream) is the source of this 6535-nucleotide messenger RNA. RefSeq names its product double PHD fingers 1 (gene dpf1). Gene Ontology annotation, biological process: nervous system development. Lineage: Eukaryota; Metazoa; Chordata; Actinopteri; Cypriniformes; Xenocyprididae. Gene Ontology annotation, cellular component: nBAF complex. The record is from RefSeq and is a predicted model, not a curated record.
AUGAAUGAAAUUGAAAUUGCUGCUAUAUUACAUGUACAAUACCGGGGACUGCAGUCUUACAUUGUAUCAUUCUAUAUCAAAAUGGCCACAGUGGUCCAAAAUCCUCUGAAAUCGCAAUCAAGUGGAACCGUCAUAAAGAACAGCCUUGGUGAGGAGUUUUAUCGCGAGGCCAUUGAGCACUGCCGCAGUUAUAAUGCUCGACUUUGUGCAGAGCGCUCCAUGCGCCUGCCAUUCCUCGACUCCCAGACAGGCGUAGCACAGAGUAACUGCUACAUAUGGAUGGAGAAGACCCAUCGUGGGCCAGGUGUGGCUCCAGGGCAGCUCUAUACCUAUCCAGCACGUUGCUGGAGAAAGAAGAGACGGUUAAACAUCUUAGAGGAUCCACGUCUUGGACCCAUCGAGUUUAAAAUCGACUAUGAAGCAGCAUUAAAGAAGGAAGGGGGUGUUCCUGAGGGUCCCGUGCUGGAAUCACUCCUCAGUGGAGAACUGCUGGAUAAGAAAGUUGAAACAAAGGAGGAGGAGCCAAUGAGUGAAUGCCAGAAGCUGCUGGUGGGAGAUUUUCCUCACGAGCUAGACAUGGAAGAGAUGGAGGAGGAUGUUCCCAAACGCAAGAAUCGCACCAAAGGACGGGCAUGUGGUGUUGGGGGGAUGAGAAAGAGACAGGAACCAGCAUCCCUAGAGGAUCGAGACAAGCCAUAUGUGUGUGACAUUUGUGGGAAGCGCUAUAAGAAUCGUCCAGGUUUGAGUUACCAUUAUACUCACACACACCUGGCAGACGAGGAGGGUGAGGAAGACUCCGAGCGGCACACACUGCCCUUUCAGCGCAAGAACAACCACAAACCCAAAAAAGCAGCUGAUGGUUCUGUCAUCCCGAACGGCUACUGUGACUUCUGUCUAGGAGGCUCUAAGAAAACAGGCUGUCCUGAAGAUCUAAUUUCCUGUGCGGACUGCGGCCGAUCAGGUCAUCCGUCGUGCCUGCAGUUCACCGUCAACAUGACGGCGGCAGUGAGGACCUACCGCUGGCAGUGCAUCGAGUGCAAAUCAUGCAGCCUGUGUGGUACAUCGGAGAACGAUGAUCAGCUUUUAUUCUGUGAUGAUUGUGACAGAGGGUAUCAUAUGUAUUGUCUAAGCCCCCCUAUGUCGGAGCCUCCGGAGGGGAGCUGGAGUUGCCAUCUGUGUCUGCGCCAGCUAAAGGAAAAAGCGUCCGCCUACAUCACACUAACCUAAUCUCCGUGCCCUACUUCACCCUAGCAGUCUCAUCCUACUCUAUCCCAUCAUCACAGAUCCAAAGAGACUCCCCCAACAUCCACCAGAAGAGAACAUGUUUCAUCUGCCCAUUGCCUGUGUGGUGACUGCAAGGAAAACGUAGGGUGCGACUAACAUUUUUGUAAGUCAGUUGGGACUCAAGCAGACCUUUCCUCGUCAGUCCCUCCAAAGAGUUCUUUCCUUCAAUGAUCAGAGAGGUCUUCUUCUUGUCUGACUCCAUCUUACGGUGGCUAGACAAGUAGUGCCAAACGGUUUGUCGCUGAGGAGACAUUUUGCACGAAUCUGAGGGGGGCGUUUCAGUGGGAGGAGUCUCUGUGACAUCAUUAGAAGACGCACCAACUGCAGAUGAGACGAGUGCCACUUGAUCUCACAGCAGCUUUUGGUUUGUUUAGCUCUGGUGAGAGAUGGUAUCAACGUGCCAUUGAUUUUUUUCGCGGUAUAUUCUUCAGGAGCAGACACCAGCACGUAAUGAGAUCAUGUUUAGUCAUUAAAUUUGGCCUUAUUCUAGCUGUAAUUAGACUUCUGUUGUAGAGAUGAAUGAAUUCUUCAAUAAUUAAUAUCCCUUGAGGAUACAACUUUUGGUUCUUGCAACACAUUACACUCGAUUUUUAAAAAAAAAAAAAAGUGAUAUAUCAUGAACAUAGUCUGUGUUAAAAGGAAUAUUCCAGGUUCAAUGUGAGCACUUGUAGAAUAAUGUUGAUAACCACACUUUUCCUUAAAGAAAAAAAAAAAAAAUGCCCAAAAAUCUGGGUUACAGUGAGGUAGAGGUCAAUCCACGGGACCCAACGCAAAGAUACUACCGCAAAAUGUAGUAUCUAAAAGUAAUAGUUACUCACAUGUAUUUGAUAUUUUAUUGUGAAAUAAACAAUUUACAGAUGCAGAGUUGGAUAUUCUUAGUGUUUUUCGAUUUGUAUGCGACAACGUACAGCAAAUUCCUUUUUGCCUGCUGUGACAUAUGCCAACAUAACACUUGCACAUGAGAUCUGAAGCAGAGAAUUGGUGGGAAUUGGAAAAAUUGCCUAUGACACCAGACUGAGACUGAAAAAUCUGUCUGGACCUCCUCCUGUGGGCUAUUGCGACGGGAGCAGGACAAAACUUGAAAGUUGCUGCCGUGAGAAGGACAAAAUAACUAACUUUUUUAACUUCUAAAUUAACUUUUUUUUUUUUCGCAGGAGCUGGAUUGAAAAAUCCAUCCCCAAAAACCUCUACAGUGAGGCACAUACAAUGGAAAUGAAUGGUGCCAAUCCGCAAAAACACAAAAAUACUCAUUAUUUCAAAAGUAUAUAAAACAGUAUGAGUGUUAAAGGGAUAGUUCACCCAAAAUUAAAAUUCUGUCAUCACUUUGAUGCUUCAAAAAGUUCAUAAAGAGAUUGUAAAACUAAUCCAUAGGGGCUUUCUCACCAGAGGAACCUUUCAUAGUUCCUAGAACAAUUGGCUAAAGUACCCGGAUUUUGCCGUGUUCGCACCACAGGAACUAGGAACGAUUUUAGUUCUAGGAACUCCUUUUAGUGGAACGAAAUUAGCUCCUACUUCAGAGUAGUGUCUAAACCAGCUCUAUAGGAACUGUCAGUGACGUGAGUGUACAUUGAUUGGUCAAACACCAGCACCCGCCAUUUUUUUAAAAAUUUUGUCUCCUAGCCCCACUUUUUGCUCUUUCAGUCGCGUAAAUUAUGCGUUUACAUUCCAUUUCCGUUAUCACGAAACCCACGACACACAACAAACACAGCUCCAAUCACGGCAUCCUCCAUCCACCGGUUUUUAGCGUUCGUAAAUGUUGCCCUUAAAGACGCCACUGUCGGCCGCUUCAGAGUUCCUAUUCCCGGUGCGAAUGCAGCCAGGAAAAUGACCCGGGGGAGAAAUUAGUUCUCGGGGAACUAUCCUAGUGGUUAGUUCCUAUAACUAGAACUAUUCGGUGCGAAAGCCCUUCAUGUUAAUUGAGAGGUUUAGUCCAAAUUUUCUAAAGAGACUCAAUCUCUUUUUAUGAUGAACAGAUUGAUUUAGGCUUUUAUUCACAUAUAAACACUCAUCAACUCAGACAUCAGUUGUGGUAAACAGAAGCUCAAACAUGCUUGCUUGACAUGUGAGAACCAAUGUGGUUCAUUUUCGUGUUUCGCAGCACGUUUGAGCUUCCGCAAGAGGUUUGUUCAAGCAGGUUCAGCUGAGCUUCUGUUUAUGUUUGCUGAUUAUAUGUGAAUAAAAUCCUAAAUUCAAUCUGUUCAUCAUACAAAGCGAUUGUGUCUCUUCAGAAAAUUUGGACUAAACUGCUCAAUUCAUAUGGAUUAGUUUUACGAUCUCUUCAUGAACUUUUUGAAGUGUCAUAGUUGCAUGGAUUGUCUAUAGAGGAACAGAAAUCUCUCAGAUUUCAUCAAAAAGAUCUUCAUCUCUGUUCUGAAAAUGAAUGAAAGUCUUACGGGUUUGAAACAACAUGAGGGUGAGUAAUUAACAAAAUUUUCUUUUUUUUUUGGCGAACUAUCCCUUUAACAUGAUUUUAGUGUGAAAAAAAAAAUCACUUACUGACCUUUUCUGUGUAAAGUUGUCCAAUUUAGUAACUUUGUUGCCCUGACAAUGUUAUGCAUAAAACCAUAAAACAACCAUAAAAGCUUUUACAGAAAGUUAAAGUAAGUGCUUUUAUAAAAUUAUAAAAUUCGCAUUUUAAAUCCUCCAAAAAUUGUCUCAAUUCACUUCCAUUCUAUGUGCCGCACCAUUACCGCAAUUUUUGUUUUUCAAGUGUCAAAUAGAUUUUUUUUUUUUUUUGGUAAUCAACAUGAUACCACAAAUGCUGCUGAUUUAGCUCAACUUGUAUUGAAUCUGGAAAAUUCUGGAAUAUCAAGUCAGAUACUUUUUGCCCAAUAGGAAAGUCGUAAUGCUGCAAACAAUUUUCAUGCAUAGAUAGAUCCCUUUAUUAAGAAGGUCCGAGGUGCAUGUCUAUCAGCCAGAGUCAAACUUACUCUGUGUGAAAAAAAAGAAAAGAAAGAAACGUAGAUUUCAAAAAUCAGCUGAUUAAUUACCGUACUUCCAACACGAUCCCCACCUCCUCUUCCUGUUCUGAACAAGCCAACAUAAAAUUCCCUCUCAGCCAGGGUGCGUUUAUAAGAGUGUAUAUUUAUCGGGCAACGUCUGUCCUUGUUUUAAAAACAGGGCGUUAAACGUUCGAUUGUUCUCUUUUUUUAACGAUGACUUGCUUGCAUGUUGUAAUAGUAUCGUUUUUAAAUAAUUUAAGGACAAAAAACGAAGAAAGCACACUUAUUCUGCAAUAAUGUUUUUGUGUUUGUGACCCUCUCUGGGGAAGUUGCGUCGGUAUGUAUGUGCGCUUUAAAACUCUUGUGGAACUUUUAAAACUGUAAACGACAGAAUGCUACAGUGGGCGGGGUGUUUUAAAAAAGGGGAGGAGUUUGUGAAAUUCUGACGUUUUCAGGUGCCACCGCAAAUUCUCCAUUUUGAUUUCCUGGACAAACUGAAGACCAGCUUUGGAGACUUCUUCCCCCCCCCCCCCAGUCUCUUUGGAGGGGCAUUUUUCCUUUUUUGUGACAAGAAAAUUGUGCGCCUCUUUUGUAGAAUGAGCUCUUUACUAUCUGUAAGUCUGCUUUGUGUUCUGAGACUUGCUACUGCAGCCUGCUUAAAAGAAGAAAAAAUGUCAAGCUAAAUCCAGAGGAGUGUUAUGGGGACGGCAGCAUGUGUGCGUGUGUGCGAUUGUGCUGAGGUGACUGUUUUAAACCCAAAGUCCCCUCUUAUCCGUGGCCUAACUGAAAAGACUGCCUGCCAUUUUCUCUACACCGAGUCCUUGAGCUUUAAGUUGCGAGACGUUUGCUGUAAAUAGAUAAGUGCUCUGUCUUUCCAGAAUCGGUCCAUGUUAUAGACUCAAGUGAAAUGUUUUAUGUGCUGUAAUUCAUCAAAAUGUGAAAACAGCCUUUUCUACGCUGUCAGUGAAAUAUUAAUCCAUGUUAUUGGGUUAUUUCUAUUUUUGUAUAAUUUUCCAAUUUAUGGUUUUAAUGAGCACUACACCACUGGUAACUCUGACGCCAUAUAUGUAAAUCUUUUCAAUUCUUUUUAAAAGAGCUGUAGAAAUGUUUAGUCUUCAGUAGAAAUAGUAUUGAUUUCACAUUUUGAUAUAUCAACUUCUCUGUUCAGCCAACCCCCUUGUUGUUCUUUUUUAUGACUAUUUUGCACAGUCUGUGUGAUUUUUUGGAUGAGGGCACUAUUAGAACGUUUUAAUUGAAGCAAUUACACACCAGAGACAAAAUUAUAGACACAUUUUGCAUGUUCUGAUAUCGAUAACACACAAUAAUUACACAUAAAAUGUGUUGAUUCUUCCCUCUCAGUUCCUGAAGCCAAAACACUGUGGCUUUGUGGUGUUUUCAAAACAUUAUUUGUUUGAGCGGCCCGGCAUAGCAACACUGGCUCAGCCAAUAGCACGAGUUUGGAGGCGGAGCUGUCUGUUUGUGUGACCAAUGGCAGAUUGAAGGGCUGCUAGGAGUGUUUUGAAAACCUUUUUAUAAUGUUUGCAGACUCAAUUCACAUUUUAAACAGUAUUAAGAGGGAAAAAUAUAUAUUGAUUUGUCUGCCUUGGUGAGAUUUUUGGUUAGAAACUAACCUUCAUGUGCUGUAGUGUUUUCUAGAACUACAAACGAUUGUUUCUCAUGCCCCCCAAAGUUUAAAAAGAGGGGCUGUGGUUGGUUUGUAUGAAGAUAUUUUGUUAGUUCACAGGCCUUUAUUGACGAGGGGCGGAAUGGUCAUAAUGAUGUGCUUGUAUUCUUAGUAAUGAGUGGCAUUAUGUGGAGGGUUAAUGGGUUCACAAGGCUUAGCCAGAUUGUUAAAAUGGUGAGCAACUACAUUUCAGCGCGGACCACUGUGUCCUCAGUCCUGCUUCGGUUGAGAUCUGUGCUCUAUUUGUCUUUAAUCUGUCUCGCUGAUUUCACAGGGUCUUCUCUACCUGUAUAUUGUCGUGCUGUGAUUUUCGCUUGCAGUUUUUUUUUAAUUCCCCCACAAACACACAGUUAAAAAAAUAGUCUUGUGCGAGAGGAUGAUGCGUGAGUGUUUUCCUUUCUUGUAACUGUCCAUAGAAAAAUAAAACAGACAUAUGGAGAAAAGAAGCGUGUUCUGACUCAGGACUGAGUUGUACAUUUGUUUUCAUUGAACUUGAAAUGGGUGCUCCUCAUGGAACUGAGCAUCUCUGAUGACUGCUGCUCAGUGAUCCAUUUUAAAGAAUGUCCUUUCUUUUAUUUCUGUCCAUUUUGACAAGCAGGAAAUAAAAAAAAAAAUUGUACCAUUA